Molecule: messenger RNA, 1137 nt
Organism: Blumeria graminis f. sp. triticale
Lineage: Eukaryota; Fungi; Ascomycota; Leotiomycetes; Helotiales; Erysiphaceae
Source: the annotation of a GenBank genome assembly
AUGGCGAAAACCAUUCUUCAUCUCCGCUCAGAGUUGGGAAAAUCUCUUGAACACCGAUCCGCCCUUACCCCCAAGACAGUUAAGGAACUCAUCAACGCUGGAUAUACUGUCAAUGUUGAACGUAGUCCCCAACGUGUGUUCAAUGAUGAAGAAUUCGAAAAAUCUGGCGCAAAUUUGGUUGAUGAGUAUUCUUGGCGUGGAAUACCGACUGAUCACAUCGUGGUCGGGUUAAAAGAAUUGCCCGUAGAGCAAUUUCCCCUCGAACAUACACAUAUUCAAUUUGCCCAUUGCUUCAAGGAGCAACGUGACUGGGAUAAGGUACUAGCUCGGUUUGCGCAUGGCGGUGGCACACUUUUAGACCUUGAGUUCCUAUCCGACGAAAAUGGUCGUCGAGUCGCCGCCUUUGGAUAUCACGCUGGAUUCGCAGGUGCAGCUUUAGCCCUGAAGACCUGGGCGUGGCAAUUAACCCACCCGGUAUCAGAUCCCCUUCCUAGCGUCUCUAGCUAUCCAAGUGAAGGACUACUCGUUGAAGACGUCAAGAAAUCUAUCACCGUGGGCAAGGAAAAGUGUGCACGCUACCCUCGGAUAAUGGUGAUCGGCGCAUAUGGCCGCUGUGGCAAAGGAGCCAUUGAGCUUUGUUUAAAAGCCGGCAUCCCUUCGGACAACAUUUUGGGCUGGGAUAUGGAACACACUGCAAAGGGUGGUCCGUUCACCGAAAUCGUGGAGAGGGACAUCUUUAUCAACUGCAUUUAUCUCACAGAGAAGAUCCCCAAUUUCAUCGAUAUGCAGAGCCUUAAUGUUUCUGACCGCAAUCUAUCUGUCAUUUGUGAUGUUAGUGCCGACACCACUAACCCAUACAAUCCCAUACCAAUUUACACAAAGGCUACGACAUUUGACGAGCCUACAGUUUCUGUCAACGUGGCAUUGGGGCCACCUUUGAGUGUUAUUAGUAUUGAUCAUUUGCCAAGUCUUCUUCCGCGUGAAGCUAGCGAGGCUUUUAGUGGAGAUCUCCUGCCGUACCUAUUGCAGCUUAACGAUUGGAGAAAUACACCCGUCUGGUCCAAGGCUGAGAAGCUUUUCCGAGAAAAACUAGCAUUACUGCCUAAGGAAAGCUGUGAUAACUCCAAGCAUGAAUGA